AUGAGUGAAGACGCCAUUGUGACAGCUGGAGCUGAACUCGAGGAGGAGCCGGCACAGACGGAAGUGAACGGUACAGAAACAACAGACACAUCGAAAACCACACAAACCACGGAAACAACACCAUCCACAGAGACAACAGAGACAACAAAACAGUCAAAUACAGCGGCCGUUCAACUACCCUCUCGAGAUGCCAUCAACAAAGUGUUGCAUUUGGAUUCAGCGUUCCCCCAGUCGCUAAAGCAAGACGAGGCAGGCACUUUGACCAAGAUAUCUACGUUGCUGACGAGUUACGACAAGUCGAGCUCAAAUUACUUGUUACAGUCCAAGCACAAUCUUCUCUCGCUCAAGUUUCGAGACAAGAGCACCACGACCCAGAAGACAAUCGAGGAUGGAGCACUGAAUAUCAAAAACACGUUUACCAACAUCAAAAGCAUAGUUGGCAACGUGGGCGGCAUGCCAUAUCAAAUCGACUGGGACUUUUGGACCUUGGUGGUGAACGACUACGACUAUAUCGUCAACAACAAGCUGGACCAGUUGAACGAAUUGAUCACCCAGGGUAUACCGAGCGAGAUUAGAGGAAUCAUAUGGCAGAUUGUCACGCGGUCGAAAGAUACCAAUUUGGAAGACUUGUACCGUACGAUGAAGCUAGAGCCAUCGAUUCACGAAAAGGCCAUAAAGAGAGACUUGACCAGAACUAGUUUUUUCACCAACAUUGAUGCCGCCAACAAAGCCGACGAGUUGUUCAACGUCAUCAAGGUGUAUUCCUUGUAUGACCCCGAUGUUGGAUAUACACAGGGAAUGAUUUUCAUUGCUAUUCCGUUGAUUAUGAAUAUGCAUGAAAGCGAGUGCUUUUGCUUGCUAGUGUUUUUGAUGAAAGAAUACCGGUUGCGCGAGCUCUUUUGUCCCGAGAUGAAAGGGUUGCAUUUGCUCUUGUACCAGUUUGAUUGUUUACUCGCCAAGCAUACGCCCGUCUUGUACAACCAUUUGGUCCACCAGGAAAUCAAGUCUUCGAUGUAUGCCAGCCAGUGGUUUCUCACCUUUUUCGCGUACAAGUUCCCCUUGGAUAUAGUCUUGCGGAUCUUUGACGUGGUGGUGACCCAGGGAAUAGAGGCGAUCUUGAAAUUCGCCGUCAAUUUGAUGGUGCAGAAUGAACAAAGCUUGCUAGCGUUGAAAUUCGACAAAUUAUUGGAUUUUUUGAAAACAAAGUUGUUCAACAUAUAUGUUAACCCUGAAUACAUCAGGCAGAAUGGCGAGCCAUCGACAAGCUCGAGGAGACUCAGCGCCAUCUUGACGAGAAGGUCCUCGACGAUAAGUGCAACUUCCCCCACGUCCUUGACGGCCACGCCCGAUCACAAGAGUUAUUACUUGCUAGACCAGCUAGUCCAGGACGCGAUGAAGAUCAACAUCGACCCCUUGGACUUGACCAAAUUUGAAAACAUGUUUGAAAAGUGCUACAACGAGGAAAAGAGCAAACUCGGGGAUAUCGAGGCUGUCAAAUUCGAGAAUGGCAAGCUUCGACACCAGUUGAAGCAUUUGGAGUUUCAGUAUUCCACAUUGGGAAGAGACCAUGUUGACAUUAUGCAGCGCAUGGUGGAUCUCAAGGUGACCUUACCGGAGAUCCUUAGUGAAAACGAAGAAAUACGACUGCAAAUCGCUGACCUACAACAGGAAAUCACCAACAUGGAGCUCAAGGCAGGCACUGACGACUCCAACGAAGUUCCAAGUGCCAUCGAAGAGAAAAUCAAAGAGUUGCUCAUGGUGAAUGCUCAAGAGGUGGAGCUAACUGCUAAUUUAGAAGAUGAACUCAACUCUUUGGUGGAGGAACAACAACUGCUAGAUGCACAAUUAACCAAACUGGCAUCUCCUUGGUACAAAUGGGGUAAAUAG
Molecule: messenger RNA, 1887 nt
Organism: Lodderomyces beijingensis
Lineage: Eukaryota; Fungi; Ascomycota; Pichiomycetes; Serinales; Debaryomycetaceae
Source: the annotation of a GenBank genome assembly